AUGACCUUAUCAAAACAUGUGGAUGCGGAACACCUAGAAGAAGUGUUAUUGAAAAGAAGCAAGAAAACUGCAUUAAGUCAGCACGAACAAUAUAUCGAUUCUUAUAGCGCAAACAAAAGUGUCCCGAAAUACACGAUUCCUGAACAUUCAUCAUCGAGUGAUUUGAUUUACGAUUAUUUGACCGAAGAAUUGUCUUUAGAUGGCAUUCCUACUUUGAAUUUAGCCUCUUUCGUUAACACUGAUGUUGACGAAACUCCCUUGAAGCUCAUUACUAAGAAUAUUGUCAAGAAUUUGGCUGAUAACGACGAGUAUCCUUCAUUGAUCGAAUUCCAGAAAAGAUGCGUGUCUAUCUUGAGUAACUUAUGGCAUGCCCCCUACACAGAGAUCGAUGGCCUGAGAGUUACUCAUAGCAUCGGUACUGCUACUACAGGCUCUUCUGAAGCUGUUAUGCUCGGGGGCUUGGCUUUAAAAAAAAGAUGGCAGGAGAAGCAAAAAGCUAAAGGAAAGUCGACGGAAAAUCCGAAUAUUAUAAUGGCAUCUUGCGUUCAAGUUGCUUUAGAAAAGUUUGCCAGAUACUUUGACGUUGAAAACAGACUAAUUAGAAUUGACGAGGAAUCAGGUCACACAAUUGAUACCACAAAAAUUGCUGAAAAUGUAGAUGAAAAUACUAUUGGAAUAUUUGUUAUAUUAGGAUCGACUUUUACUGGAGCUUUUGAGCCUGUGGAACAAAUUGCAAAAAUAUUGGACAAAGUGGAACAAGAGAGAGGAAUUGACGUCAGAAUUCAUGUUGACGGAGCUUCUGGUGGUUUCGUUGCACCAUUUUUAUAUCCUCACUUGAAAUGGGACUUUGCGGUUGAUAGAGUUGAUUCAAUUAAUACGUCGGGACAUAAAUACGGUUUAACUACAGCUGGUUUAGGUUGGGUGAUUUGGAGAAAUGGAAAAGUUCUUCCGGAUAGCUUGAAGUUUUCGUUGGACUACUUAGGAGGACAAGAAGAAACUUUUGGAUUGAAUUUUUCAAGAGCAGGGUUUCCAGUAAUCCAUCAGUACUACAAUUUUUUGACCUACGGAAGAGAAGGGUAUUGUAAGAUUUUUCAAGGUUGUCUUUCCAAUGCGAGGUUGUUUUCAAACUUUUUGGAAAAAUCUUCAUACUUUGAAGUCUUGUCUGUUAUUCACAAACCCCUCAAGAAUCCUAGCGAAGUAUAUGAUCGGGAGAUUGUGGAUGACAGUAAAUAUUUCCAUGGUCUUGAUACCCAUAAAUAUUAUCCAGGAUUGCCAGUCGUUGCAUGGCGAUUCUCAAAGACCGUCAGAGAUAAGUAUCCUGAGAUUCCUCAAUCUAUUUUCUCACUCUUAUUGAGAAACAAGGGAUACAUAGUUCCGAAUUAUCAUUUGCCGCCAGAUGAGCAUGAAAAGGAGAUUUUAAGGGUUGUUGUUCGUCACUCAAUGAGCUUGAACUUAUUAGAUAAACUCAUGCAAGACUGUGUCACGACUGCUGAAUAUUUAAUUGGUGCUUGUGAGAAUGCGCGUUCCAUUGUUAGAACACAAGCUCAGAGUGCUGAAGAAGAGGCAGAUGUUGUAUACAAAGUCUUGCUUUCGCUUGCCGCAAAUGGAUUGGAAGACUUGGAUAGCAUCCAACAAACGAGUUUGCAAAAACCGGGCAAAGUUGGUACUGUUGGCUUUCGUAGUACCUGUUGA
Priceomyces carsonii is the source of this 1692-nucleotide messenger RNA. RefSeq names its product glutamate decarboxylase (gene GAD1). The record is from RefSeq and is a predicted model, not a curated record. Gene Ontology annotation, cellular component: cytosol. Lineage: Eukaryota; Fungi; Ascomycota; Pichiomycetes; Serinales; Debaryomycetaceae. The transcript has a single exon. The coding region runs from base 1 to 1692 and encodes 563 amino acids. Gene Ontology annotation, biological process: L-glutamate catabolic process. Gene Ontology annotation, molecular function: pyridoxal phosphate binding; glutamate decarboxylase activity.